This is a messenger RNA of Aspergillus affinis, 2763 nucleotides long. RefSeq names its product glycoside hydrolase family 78 protein. The record is from RefSeq and is a predicted model, not a curated record. Bases 1 to 2763 code for a protein of 920 amino acids. Lineage: Eukaryota; Fungi; Ascomycota; Eurotiomycetes; Eurotiales; Aspergillaceae. The transcript has a single exon. Gene Ontology annotation, biological process: carbohydrate metabolic process.
AUGGACGGCCAACCCAGGAUUGCACCGCCAUCCGUCGAGCAACACCCCACUGGAUUUGGGAUCGGGACAGGAGCUCCACGACUGUCCUGGCGAUUCCUCAACACACCCGAUGACUGUCCACGAGGAUGGGAACAAACUGCAUACGAAAUUCAAAUCCUCCGUCCCGCCGAAGAGACAUACUACGUGACAAGCGAUGUAUCGGUGCUUGUGCCUUGGCCAAGCGUGCCAUUAAAGUCACGAGAAAGAGCUCAGGUUCGUGUCAGAUCCUACGGUCGCGGUAGGGGGCAGUCCGAGCCUGAACCCACGAGCUGGUCUCCUUGGAUAACGAUUGAAGCCGCAUUGCUUUCCAAGCCCGACUGGAAGUGUCUUCCGAUUGCUAGUCCUGUGAAGGAGGCGAACGACGGCCCUUUGCGCCCAGUACGGUUUCGCAAAUCGUUUACGCUCUCCAGGAACGAAGGCGUCGGAAAAGCUCGUUUGUACAUCACAAGUCUCGGGGUCUAUACAGCAUUCAUCAACGGUCAUGCAGUGGGCGAUCAAUGCCUGGCUCCCGGAUGGACAAGCUACAAUCAUCGCCUGAACUAUCAGAUAUUCGACGUUGCGCCUCUCCUCAACCCCAACGGCCAAAACACUAUUGCAGUAGAAGUCGGCGAAGGUUGGUAUGCAACCCGCCUGGGGUUCCGCAACGGGCAAAGCAAGCUCUACGGAGAUCGACUUGCCGUUCUGGCCCAACUUGAGGUUCAGUCAGAAGCAACCGAGGCGGCGUUCUCGCUAGCUACUGAUAAUACUUGGUCUUGUAGCCCGAGUGCCAUUGUUAGGAGUGAACUUUAUGACGGCGAACUGUACGAUGCCCGGGAAGAAGAUCCUCAUUGGAAAAUGAUCUCCCCCGAAAACACCAGUACAUCGUCCUGGUCUUCUGUGCAAGAGUUAGCUUUUCCUACUGCAACUCUGGUGGCACCAGACGCGCCCCCUGUUCGAGUAACGGAGACGAUCGAGGCAGUUUCCACCCACCAGAUCCCAUCGGGGAAGGUCGUCGUUGAUUUCGGUCAAAAUCUUGUUGGACGACUCCAGAUUCGAUCCUUGAGAAUACCCGAAGGGUCCAAGGUGACAUUCACGCAUGCCGAAGUACUGGAGAAUGGGGAGCCUGGGACUCGGCCUCUACGAAAUGCAAAAUGCACCGACGAGGUCAUCUCUUCUGGGGCCGAACUGACAAAUUGGACCCCACAAUAUACCUUCCAUGGGUUCCGGUAUGUCCAGGUCGAUGGAUGGCCAAAGGACCACGAAUUACUCGCCAACCUGACCGCUUUGGUAAUGCACACCGACAUGACCCGGUCCGGCUGGUUCACAUGCUCGCAUCCCAUGGUCAACCAGCUCCAUACCAAUGCAUGGUGGAGCAUGCGCGGCAAUUUUCUGUCCAUCCCUACCGAUUGCCCUCAGCGUGACGAGCGUCUCGGGUGGACGGGCGAUAUCCAGAUCUUUGGCCCCUCCGCCAACUUCCUCUACAACACCGCCGGCAUGCUGGGGGGCUGGCUGGAGGAUGUGGCGGCGGAGCAGCUGAAAGAACGGGGCGGUUGCGUUCCCCCAUUCGUGGUCCCGAACAUUAUCCCCGAGAGACUAUGGCCACAUCUCCCUCAAGCCAUCUGGGACGACGUGGUUGUUUUGUCUCCGUGGGAUCUCUAUCGCUCGUACGGGGACAUUGACAUCCUCCGCCGGCAAUACGCUAGCAUGCUGGCCUGGGUCGACCGGGGUAUUCGACGGGGGCCCGAUGGACUUUGGGACCCUGAACUUUGGCAGUUGGGAGACUGGCUGGACCCGACCGCACCGCCGGUGGAGCCAGGCGAUGCUCGUACCAAUGGGACAUUGGUCGCCGAUGCCUAUCUGGUACAUGUCACUAACAUAAUCUCCAAGAUCAGUGAGAUCCUCGGUGAAACAGCAGACAGCGCCCGGUUCAAGGCGGACUACCAGCAGCUGAAAGCCAAAUUCCAAGCGAAAUACAUUGCAUCCUCUGGUCUUCUGGUGGGAGACACACAAACGGCGCUGAGCCUGGCGAUUAUGUUCGAUCUUCACCCCACCGCUGAACAAACUGCGGCUGCUGCAUCUCGCCUGGUGAGCCUGGUCCGGCUGGCGAAGUUCAGAGUGGCGACCGGGUUUGCAGGAACCCCAAUUAUCGCGCACGCCCUGACGAAAACUGGCCACCACCAGAUUGCGUAUCGCAUGUUGCAGGAGAAAAACCGCCCCUCGUGGAUGUACCCUAUCACCAUGGGUGCGACGACUGUAUGGGAACGAUGGGACAGUAUGCUCCCAGACGGGUCUAUCAACCCUGGAGAAAUGACGAGUUUCAACCACUAUGCCCUGGGAUCUAUUAUCAACUGGCUUCAUUCCAGCGUGGCAGGCGUGAGCCCCAUGUCCCCUGGAUGGAAAACAGUCAAAGUCAACCCGAUUCCCGGCGGAACUAUCGAAUCCGCCGAAGCCAAGUACGAUACCCCUUAUGGGCGAUUAGAGUGUCGGUGGAUCGUUCAAUCCGCCGAGGAUCGGUUCGAGCUAGAACUGCUGGUGCCUCCCAAUUCCCGCGCCUUGGUCAUCUUGCCGAGCGAGGAGACUUUGAAAAAGGGAACGAAACAGCUUGACGACAAUGAUGGCACUUGGGUUGGCUCUGGGCAUCACAAAUUUUCGCAUCCAUGGAAAUGGAGUAGCUAUCGCAGUAGUUGGCCCCCAAAACCGAUUAUUCCGAUCAUGCGAAAGCCGGAGCCAGAGAGCAUUGUUUGA